AUGUAUCAGUACAAUGGUAGCGUACAAACCGACGCUGCUUUCAGCAGCGAAAUACAAGAAGUUGAUAUGGAAGAUGUCGGCCAGGAUUAUGAUGGAAAGAGUCUCCGAAGUUUGAUAAAUCGGUCAAAAAAAGACGUGGUUGAAGUGCCCCUCAAGAAGACUGAUCAAGUAGUCGAGAUCGAUCUGUCGCAAGUACAUAACGCAGGAGAGAUCUUUGACAUCUUGAAUCAAGAAAAUUCAGAGAUGUUAUAUUACUUAUUAUUUGCGAUAGAAUUCACAAAGAGGGAUCAGGAUGAAGACGCAAUAGCAAUGGCUGAACAAGGCUUGAACGCGCCUGGCAACGAUCAGUCAAAAUUGCGAGAACAUGUUGCCUCAUAUAGUCCAGAGAUCAACAUUAAUUUGGCGCAUGCCUGUGUGGAGACCGGAGAAUAUGAACGAGCUGCGAUUACGUACGAAUCGGUCUCAAAGAAGCGAUAUAAGCACAAAAAUCCAGAGAUACUUCUCUGGAUAGCGCGUGCUCAUUACCUUCGUUCAAAAGAGACUCGUGACCAUUUAUCAGUAGAUUUGGCACUACGCUGGACAGAAAAGGCACAUCAUUUGCAACCGACAAACGUGUUGAUCAUAUACAACAUGGCCAUGUUAGCACAGGUAUACUGUGCGACUAUCACUGAGCGAAAUGUGUCCGAACGGUCUUUGAAGCAGCUGAAUAAGGCAGUGGGUCGAGCUAACUGGGCAAAAACUGCUUUCUCAACACUAAUGGGGAUGCCCGAAACAGAAGCCUUCAACGUAACUCGAUAUGAACUCACCAAUCGUGAGCGUUAUAGUGUCUCAUUGAUACACACGUGUAAAGCAAAACUUGAUGAGCAGAGUGAAUACGAACGUCUGAAGAUGGAGGCCGCAUUAGAGGGUAAACGAAAAUACGAAGAAAUGCAAAAGAAGAGGGCGCAAGUUAUGGCCGAAGAAGAAGCUCGUCGUAAAGCGGAACAAGAAGCAAUAGAGGAGAAUCGCCGCAUGAUGGAGGAACGCGUAAAGAUAUUCCGCCAAGAGGAGAAUAGUGACGAAGAUAAGGACGAAAAGCGGCGUAAGAAGGGAAAGAGAAAAGCUGAUGAGACAGAUGGAAAUAGUAAAUCGCGCGUGCGUACGGAGUAA
Paraglomus brasilianum is the source of this 1149-nucleotide messenger RNA. Lineage: Eukaryota; Fungi; Glomeromycota; Glomeromycetes; Paraglomerales; Paraglomeraceae. The record is from the annotation of a GenBank genome assembly.